AUGGUAUACUUGACGAGUGCUUGGGGUAUGGGAGAAACUGAUCCCAAGUGUUUAAGCACCAACUUAUCCCCAAUUUCAUCCUCUACGUCUUCAUCAGCCACUGCAUUCCGUCAAGAACAUGAUGAGGAAGUUGCUCUGCACCCACUCAAUAAUCAGGUUGGAGGACACACUCGUCUGUUACUCCUCAAUCAAAAUACAAUAUGCAAGCCGUUGAAUAAAAGAGAGUUGGACUUUUAUCGAAACAUUCCUCAAGAUAUACAAAUGUUUGUCCCUAAAUUCAAAGGUGUUAUUCAGGCGUCCAGUAGUUGCGGUGAAGUAGAGAAGCGUUACAGUCCAAGUUUUAGAGAUGCUGAAAAUUCAUCACAUCAUCAGGCUCAAGUUGGCAAAAGUUCGACUAAACGAAAACGCGAUGACGUCCUUAGAAUGAAAAUUCAUCGUAAGAAUAGUACAGUUGAUGUGCUGAAACCUGAAUCACACUUGGAUAGUUCUUCAAAUAAACAAUAUUUUUUAUUAUUAGAAAAUAUAACAUGUUGUUACACUCAUCCUUGUAUAUUGGAUUUAAAAAUGGGAACAAGACAACACGGAGAUGAUGCUUCGGCAGAAAAACGUAGUAAACAAAUAGCUAAAUGUGCCGCAAGUACAUCUGCGUCUUUGGGAGUGAGAUUGUGUGGUAUGCAGGUUUAUCAAGCAGAUAUUGAUCAGUACGUGAAAAGAGAUAAAUACUGGGGCCGUGAGCUGAACGAGGAGGGUUUCAAAGCUGCACUGUAUCGCUUCUUCCACAAUGGUUACUGCCUUAGAACUCACGUGAUUCAACGGGUAAUUACUCGAUUGGAAAGUCUUCGUCGAGCUAUUGAGAGACAGAGCAGCUAUCGUUUUUAUUCUUGCUCCUUGCUAGUUGUUUACGAGGGAUUUCAAAUAGAAGAUUACUCAAGUCGUUCAAGAAGUCCAUUAACAACACUCGGCGUUGAAGAAGAAUCCAAUGAAUCAUCAAGUUUUGUUGAAAAUCUUACCCAUGAUUCGGAUAGCUUCCUAGAUGGUAGCCACAGCAAUGCGUCAACGGAUUUUAAUCUUGGUCAUGAAGAAGUUAAUCAAACAAUCUUACAUCGUGCUUUUGGUGAAGCAGCAGCGCGUGGAGCCAAACAUGCUACGGGUUUUUAUCCAAUAAAUGAGGAAACUGUUUUUAUGGACCCGCCAUCUAAUUUAAUUAAUGCAACGGUGGUACCAAGUCAAGACUAUGACAGUUGGACGUUUACAGACACUCAAAGUAAUCUAAGCAGUCACAAUAUUAGUACUUCAAGCAGUAACAGUAGUAGUAGUGAUAGUGAUAAUGAAUAUUGUUGUGUUGGUAAACACACGAUAACAAAUUCAGAUGAUAUCAGCUCAGACUUAGAUCUAGGUCGUAAAUGCUCAUUGAAAAGAACACGACCAGGCCAUAGAUUGGAUAUUUAUGAAGGUCAAAAUCAUCAAGAUGAAGAGGAAGAGCUUAAAAGCGCGACAAAGAGACUUAGAGUUAAACAUGAUAAUAAAAACCCCCCUGAAAAUGCAAUGGUCGAUGUUAGAAUGAUUGAUUUCGCGCAUACAACAUUUGAACAUAAAAUAGCCUCAAGUUCAGUAGCAUGCCAUUCUAAUUCAACAGUACAUCAAGGACCUGAUUGCGGGUUUUUAACGGGUCUUGAUAGUCUUAGAAGAUUGUUAAUGGAGAUACUUGCUGAAGGUUAA
Molecule: messenger RNA, 1719 nt
Organism: Cotesia congregata
Lineage: Eukaryota; Metazoa; Arthropoda; Insecta; Hymenoptera; Braconidae
Source: the annotation of a GenBank genome assembly